Messenger RNA from Oryctolagus cuniculus (rabbit), 680 nucleotides. Lineage: Eukaryota; Metazoa; Chordata; Mammalia; Lagomorpha; Leporidae. The record is from the annotation of a RefSeq genome assembly.
AUGAACGAAAAUUUAUUCUCCUCUUUCGCUACCCCAACACUAAUAGGGCUCCCUAUUGUAGCCUUAAUUAUCAUAUUCCCAACUUUACUAUUUCCCUCCCCUAGCCGACUAAUUAACAACCGACUAGUCUCAACCCAACAAUGAUUAGCCCAACUUAUCUUAAAGCAAAUAAUAUUAAUACAUUCCCCCAAAGGACGAACCUGAUCUCUAAUACUAAUUUCCCUAAUCAUAUUUAUUGGCUCAACCAACCUCCUAGGCCUCCUGCCUCACUCAUUCACACCAACAACUCAAUUAUCAAUAAAUUUAGGGAUAGCAAUCCCCCUAUGAGCAGGAGCCGUAAUCACCGGGUUUCGAUACAAAACUAAGGCGUCACUAGCCCAUUUCCUCCCACAAGGAACCCCUAUUCCUCUUAUUCCUAUGCUAAUUGUUAUUGAAACUAUUAGUCUCUUCAUUCAACCUAUAGCCCUAGCCGUACGGCUUACAGCCAAUAUCACAGCAGGCCACCUUCUCAUACAUCUUAUUGGAGGCGCUGCACUAGCUUUAGUCUCAAUUAGUCCAACAACAGCCCUAAUUACCUUUAUUAUCCUUAUUCUACUAACAAUUCUAGAAUUCGCCGUAGCCUUGAUCCAAGCUUACGUCUUUACUCUCCUUGUAAGCCUAUACCUACAUGACAAUACCUA